Messenger RNA from Fulvia fulva, 849 nucleotides. Its product is annotated as Eukaryotic translation initiation factor 3 subunit J. The transcript is spliced from 2 exons. Lineage: Eukaryota; Fungi; Ascomycota; Dothideomycetes; Mycosphaerellales; Mycosphaerellaceae. Gene Ontology annotation, cellular component: eukaryotic translation initiation factor 3 complex; cytoplasm. The coding region runs from base 1 to 849 and encodes 282 amino acids. The record is from RefSeq and is a predicted model, not a curated record. Gene Ontology annotation, molecular function: translation initiation factor activity.
AUGGCGCCCUCGAAAGCCCCCGUGUCGUGGGAUGACGACGAGUCCGGCUCCGACAGCACCACCCCAUCCUCGCCGCCGGCACCUGCAGUCGCCGUGCGCCGCAACAAGUUCGACGACGAGGAAGACGAAGAUGUUCUCGAGUCGUGGGAUGCCGCGGAAGACAGCGAAGAGGAGCGCGAAAAGGCAAAGAAGGCCGCCGAGGCCAAGGCCAAGGCAGACGCGCUUGCAAAGGCGAACGCGAAAUCCAAGUCGCAGCGGAUAGAGGAGAAGCGCAACGAGCGACUACGACAGAAGGCCGAGACCCUUGACUUGGAGGACAGCGAUGAGGAUGAGGCGACAAGGCGGGAGCGACAGCGGCAAGCCGAGAAGGACGGCGACUUUGCCGCCGCUGAGGAUCUUUUCGGUGGCGUUGGUGGCGUGCCCGAGAGUAGAAGCAAGGCCACAAAGGCUGUGACAGUCCAAGCGAGCAACGCGCCGGAGGACAAGGUCGACCUUUCGAAGUUGAGCAUCUUCAACCCGAAUACUGCACUGCAGUUUAACAAGCUUCGCGAGGUACUCGUGCCACUGCUGAAUCAGAACGGCAAGAAACCACACUACGAGCUGUUCAUGAAAGAGUUCACGAAGCAGAUCGUGCGCGACCUGAACAGCGAGCAGGUCAAGAAGUUGGCCAGUGGUCUUACAACAAUCAGCAACGAGAAGCUGAAGGAGGAGAAGCUGGCCGAGAAGGGUGGAAAGAAGAGCAAGGCGGCAAAGACGAAGACGAGCCUGAAUGCUAGCAGGAACCUGGCAAGCACGGCUGAUGUGGGUGCUUACGAUGAUGAUGGUCUUGAUGAUGGUGACUUCAUGUGA